Messenger RNA from Caenorhabditis angaria, 396 nucleotides. The record is from the annotation of a GenBank genome assembly. NCBI's taxonomy places the organism in Eukaryota, Metazoa, Nematoda, Chromadorea, Rhabditida, Rhabditidae.
AUGGCUGAAAGCGCCGAGUUUAUAGUGUUAUGCGGUUUAUUUUUCGCAUUCUGGUUUACUAUUCAUCAUCCAUUUUUAAUUGGAUCAAUCAUAAUUAUACUGCUGGCUUAUUGGAUUUAUAAUUCACCUGAAACUCAGAAAACUAUUAUUGAUGUGGCAUCCAAGACUUUUGAAAAUACAAGAAAUCAAAUACAAACAAAUCGAGAAGAAUCAGAAAUGACGAGAUCCGGAAUCGAGAGAGCAAGAAAACAAUAUAUGGAGCAUUGCAACAGUUUCAAUUCAUCAUCGAAUCCUCCUGAUACUGAAUCAAAAUCAAAUUCUUCAUUAUUAUUCACAUAUCAAGUACCAAUUCUUACAAAUUAUUAUGAAUCCAUCAUUCAAUUUUUUACACAGUAG